CGGCGCCGGGCGGCCAAAGGGAGCCGCUGCCGGCGCGGGCCGGCGGCCGCCGCGAUGCUGCGCUACAGCUCGGGGCUCACGGUCACGGCCACCACCCCGCGGAGGCCGCCCGGCGACGGCGGCCGCGCCCGGCGGAAGAUGAAUGUCUGCAGGUUGCGCUUAACAGUACCACCUGAUGAAGGCUCACAGCCUGAGCAAGUAACAAAGGAACCUGAGAGAAAGAAAAAAGAACUCUACCACGUACCAAAUGGCAUGUCUCCAGGGAAGCUCUCUCAUGGGAUGGUGUAUGGAGUUGUGCACCGGACUGACAACAACCAUCAGAGAGAAAUGGUGGUUUACGGCUGGUCAGCGGAUCAGCUGAAAGAAGAGAUGAACUACAUUAAAGAAGUGAGAGCAACUCUGGAAAAAGUAAGAAAGAAAAUGUAUGGGGAAUAUGAUGAAAUGAAACGAAAAAUACAGCAGCUUACCAAUGAACUGAAAGUGACAAAUGCUCAUCAGGAAUCCUUAGAGAAUCAUGUGCGAGUGCAGGCUGCAGCCUUAGAUAGUUUCAGUGAAAUGAACAGCUCCUUGACAUCAGCAUCAAUAGACUUGCAGAAAACCCUAGUGGAUGUUACUUUGGAGAACACUGAUAUAAGGGAACAAAUAAGGAAUUUAAAACACACACAUGAGCAAUCUAUGGAAAAACUGAGAGAGAAACAAAAGCAACUGGAAACAGCGCAAAUUGAAAAUCAGUUACUGAAAUUAAAGGUGGAAUCAUCGCAAGAAGCCAAUGCUGAAGUCAUGAGAGAAAUGACAAGAAAACUGUAUAGUCAGUAUGAGGAAAAAAUGCGAGAAGAGGAGCAGAAACAUAAAGCUGAGAAAGAAAUCCUCCUAGAGGAAACAAAUCGACUUCUGAAGGCUAUUGAAGAGGCAAAUAGGAAGGUGCAGAUUACAGAAACAAGCAUACAGGAGAAAGACCAGAGAAUUGGUGAGCUGGAUCGGCUGAUUGAACGCAUGGAAGAGGAGCGUCACCAGCUGCAAAAACAACUGGAACUAAAUGAAAUACAAAUAUCAGGAGCAAAAUCUGAAACUAACUCGGACAGUGAGAGGUCACAGCAUCUGGAGGAGGUAGCAGCUAGCCUAAGGGAGCGAAUCAAACAUUUGGAUGAUAUGGUCCACUGCCAACAGAAGAAAGUCAAGCACAUGGUUGAGGAGAUUGAAAUGCUAAGGAAGAAAGUAAAAGAAAAGGAAUUAUUUAUAAUACAGCUUUUAGAAAAAAUCUCUUUCUUAGAAUGCGAGAAUAAAGAAUUACAAGAUAAAUUGGACUAUUUAAUGGAAAACCAACCAAAGACUAAUAUAGAAACCAGAGAUACUGGUGUAGGAUGUGAUCUUCCAUUCAGGAAAUUUAUUGCUAGGCUUCCAGAUAAGGGUAAGAAGAUCUCUGAUUUUGUUGAAAAGCUGACACUUGCCAUUUCACAAGAGGAAGAAAUAGCAAAGACAGCCGAGCUGUUGUCCGCUGUCAGGUUGGAGUUCCAGGCGAAACGGGAGGAGGUUCAUAAGAGCAAGCAGCAGGCAACCCGAAAUGAGGACGUCCCCAGCCAGGAAGAUUCCUCAGCCUUUAAUGAAAAUUCUAAUAUUAAAGAAGUCUCUAAGAUCGCUUCCCAAAGACAGGAGGCAGAAUGUACUCAGCAAGAUGCCACAAAUACGGCUUCUGAAAAUCAGAGGACUCGGAGAAAAAAUGAUAAAAUAAAGACUGCUAUAAAAGAUCAGAAUCAUUUUUGCGAAAUUAGCUCCAAGUCGGCUACAAGCACUCAUCUGAGAAAUGAUCAGCAGAUAUCUCGGAUUAAUUCUCAGGGUGGUACAGAAAGUACAGGUGCUUUGGACAAGAAUAAAGACAUGCUGGUUGAUGCCUUUCAAAAAGUUACAAUUGUAGAUGGGGAUAAUAAUGAACGAGUAUUGGAGAAAGAGCAGAAUGUCGCUAAAUAUAAGGGCAAUAUCUUUGGCAGCCUGCCUACCAAGACACCACAUUAUAUUGAAGUUCUAAAGUCUAGAGCUGAGAACCCGAUCAUUAAGAAAAACAAAUUUAAAACAAAUACAUUAUCAGGAGAGCUAAGUGGAUCAUCGCAUGGUUCCUCAUCCAGUCAUUCGCCUGGGGGAUUUGGAUCUCCAAUUACUACCGAAGAAAGACGACUUAGAGACAAGAAACAUUUGAAUGAUAUUACAGCAGCUCGGCUACCACCACUUCAUCAUGCCCCUGCUAAGUUAUUAUCUAUAGAGGAGUCCAUAGCAAUUCAGAUACAGCAAAAAGAAGCUUAUGAGGAAAUGCAAGCCAAACUUGCAGCACAGAAGCUUGCAGAAAGAUUGAAUAUAAAAAUGAUCAGGUUUGAACCAGAGGGAGAGGCCUCAAUGCAAUACAGAGAAGUGAGAGAUGAAGAUUAUAUUUCAGGAGAGGACUGAAUUCAAGAAGGAAUGCCUGAAGAUAAGCCAUGUAACUGAUCUUUUAUGCAGCACUUCUUAAAACCCCAAACCUGGAUAUUGAAAAUUCUUAACCUAGUCAAUUUUUUCUUAAAACUGUAACUUUACAGCUAUGGGAAGGGUUCAGGAUAAACCUUCUAAGAAUAUAAACUUUAAUAUUAUUUGGAGUCUCUUUUCAGAGCACUUGGGGGCAGUUAACCCUUGUGAAAAGCCCAAUAGUUAGUUUUCAGCUUUGACAAAGAGAGCUGCUUAGUACACUUUUGCAGCCUAUGAUGAAUCAUCUACAAGAGAAGGCUUCAUUUGGGAAAACUGCACUUACGAAGGGCAUCGACACACAUGUCCGAUAAAGUAAGCUAAGGUGCCUGUGAGCUGCUCCGUGGAAGCUUCACAUAUGAAAGCUCUUGUCUUGUAUAAAUAUGAAGUACUACUUUUAUUGAGGCAUAAUCUAUUUAAGAUUAUCUUGCUUUUACCACGUGGGGAAAAUGUUUGCAUGGACAGCUAUGAUAAAUACAUGAUAAGUUAGGCUGUUAAAUGACCUUCUUACCACAUGAGAGCUCGUUUCUGUGCCAACACCCUAAAAUAACACUUUCUACCCUUGUGCUGUAAAUAGGUAAGAAUUUCACGUUAUUUUGUAACUCAGAUUCUAUUUGGACUUUAAGGGACUCUGCUGUUUCAUUCUUGGUGAUUAUUGCAAAAUACAUCAAGAGGUCAGAUGAAUCUGAAGACUUUAAUAUUUUUAUUAAAGGCCUUCAUGUUUUCCAUAUUUUUGUACACUGGUUUCAAACUUUGGAAUACUAUUUUUUCAUAGUCUGAUAAUGUAAAUUAAUAGAGAUCCAUCCUGUGGUUUUCUUGGAGAAAAUAAGACCUGUGAAUUUUGCAGGUUUUGCUGUUCCUUGAGGAUAAAAUUCUUCCUAAUAAAAACAUUUUCUGCCUUGUAUUACAAAUUUUGAAAGGUGAGGAACACCACUUAAAAGUAUUUCACAAUGAUAUUCCACUGCUGACUAAGAUUUGAAUCAAGAUUAUAUAUUCCAACCCUAUUAUGAGUUUGUUUUAGUUUUAAAAAACAAGCCCCAGGGAUUCCUUAUAUAGCCUGGCAAAACCUGAUUUGUGAGAAGCUGCUGCAGCAGCUGUGCUGGGCAGCUGUGUGUGCAAGGCCCUCCCUGGAUGAGCACGUCUUCCUGCAGGAAUGGUGUCUCUGGAAACCAAGGGUGUUCCAGAUGCGAGUCAUUCAGAAAGCUGCACAAUGUCAUUUAGAAAUGUGGGAUGAGAGUCUUUCUGCUGUUUCUCAGGGGUAUAAAGUAUCUAAUACCAUCACCAGCACUUUGCUAGCAGACAGUUACUCUUUCCCAAAUGCUCCAUAUACUCUCCCAGGCAGUCCCUGUGGUACAGUCCCUAUCCUGGCAAUGCAGUUUGGCCAGCAGAGCUGCUGCUAAGCUAAUAUGUGGCAUUUUAGACUAGGCCAUCUGUUACUCAUGUGUGAUGCCUCUCUACUGUACCCUUUCCUCUCGCUGGUUUCUUCUUCUCAUUAACCAUUGGCUUUUCAUAAGCUGUCUGCUUUUCCCUUCUCCUCAUAGGUUUCUUCUCCCCUCUUGCAAGAGCAGAUCCAUAUUCUGCGUCCAUACACCACCCAUGCCUUAUCUCAUGUAUUGCUCCCUGUGUCUGCACUUAACUUCUGCUACCUCUCACGCAUCCUCCUUCCCUUGCUACCUCCUCUUGCUUUCUGCAACUCCAGCUGUGCACCUGGACACCUGUAUUUCUUGGUCAUUUGGAUAUCUUGCAGAGACGUGAAUGCUUUCGUGGUUUUUCCUGCAGCUGCCCUCCUCCUGAGGCUUCCCUUUCUUGUUUCCUAUGUUGGUUUGAGACGUGCUGGUGUUUAGUGCUUCCAGGCCUUAUAUCCUCCUCUUUCCCACUUUCUCCUGUUUUUUGUGUGUGUGUUCCUGCUCCAUCCUCUCAGCUUCUCACCAUCAGCUGUCUUUGCCAGUAUUGAUAUUUGGCAGACCUUCAGUCAUGCACAUUCAUCUGUCGGUGUCCAUGUCGAUGGCCUGUCUGAUCCCUCAGUUGCAUGUAUUUCUCUCCUCGUCUCUUCCUUGCACGUGGCUCUGGUUCCACGGGCCGCCGGAGCACUCUUCUCUCCUGUGGGUGCAGUUCACCUCUCAGAUCACCGCUGUCCACGCUACCACCCAUCGGUCCAGCCGAGCCUUGUCGUCAGCCUUCCCGUUCUUUCAGCCUGCUGUGCUGAUGAAGGACAGCAGGCCCGAGCAGUAUAUUGGCUUUCCCUUCGCUGAUGCAUGAAGCACAAGUUGCUGCCACUUCUAGGCCUAUUUGCUUCUCUCCACCUUGUUAAGGUGGUCACCCUUGUGCCUGUACUGACUGUGCUGCUGGACCUUUGUUAAGUUAGUACACGUGGUUUUUCCAUGCUGGCUCUUCUGUGCUUAAGGAAUUUACGCAAAGAUAGACAGUUAAAAAUUAGUUUUCCAGAUUACUGAAGGCUAGCUUGCCUUCUCAUGCUAACUAAAAUUACGUUCUUUUCCAUGUGCUUUCCAGGCUUAUUUUUGCUUUCUAAACUUCUUGAAGCAGAGGCAGUUUUCUUGAUCCAUGUUUCAGCAGCAUUUAGCGUGUUUUUGGCAGUAACAUUUGCCAAAGUGGAUCCCCUGAAAGGGCAAACUUCCCCCUAAAAAAUAACUCCACUUUAGUAACAGGUGAAGUGUGUUACGUACUUGUUAGGCCAUUAGCAGCUGUUUAGCAAAGCGCUGUGGGAGCUCUUGUGGAUGGGAGUGCUGUGUGAAUGCCAAACCAAGUUUAAGGUGUAAGUUAUAAGUUACUGUUUGAAGGAGGCUUUCUGGGAGGCUCCUUGGUCCCAGCUUUUGAGCAUAGGUAAGUACAUGUCCCUUUGAAUUAAGAUCUUGGCAGUGAUAAGAAGGCAAAGAAACGGGUGUAAAGAGAGUCCCAAGAUGAGGAGGAUGUGCAAUUCAAAGGUUUGAAAUGGGUUAGAGAAAAAGAGGAUGAAUCCUGGAAUGGUUUAGUCAUUCUGAAUUAAGUUGCUGAUCAGGUAUGGUAUUGCUGUUAUGUAUUUCACAGUUCUGCAGUUCCGGAACAUUUCAAAACAUACCUUGAGAAUUGGGGAGCUUGCUCUGUUUCAUUGGAGUGGACUAUUAACCCAGUAGAAAAUAAAGAAUUUAAAAUGUGUUUCUGAAGUAA
Molecule: messenger RNA, 5652 nt
Organism: Dromaius novaehollandiae (emu)
Lineage: Eukaryota; Metazoa; Chordata; Aves; Casuariiformes; Dromaiidae
Gene: MYZAP
Product: myocardial zonula adherens protein
Exons: 15
Coding region: 55-2436 (793 amino acids)
Biological process (GO): transcription elongation by RNA polymerase II; intracellular signal transduction; maintenance of ER location
Cellular component (GO): I band; nuclear envelope; intracellular anatomical structure
Molecular function (GO): transcription elongation factor activity
Source: RefSeq, a predicted model, not a curated record